AUGCUGUCUUUUGCCUUGAUGUUUGUAGUGAUAUUCAAGCUACUAGAUUAUCUGAAUGGCACGUCCAACACAAGUGACUUAAGCAAUAGUGUGCCUAUAAACACCACAGCGUCCUACACAAGUGAUUUAAGCAAUAGUGUAUCAGUAAACACCAAAGCGUCCUACACAAGUGACUUAAGCAAUAGCGUAUUAGCAAACACCAAAGGUGAUGAUCAGGAAUCGCAAGACAAUGUGGUAACUGGCCAGUCAGCCCUAUUAGGAGGUCAAGUCAAUCAUGCGAUGCGUCUCUCCCUUCCACGUUCAGAAUGCGACCCUAAUGAAAAUCGCAAAGUUGCAAAAUCAAAACUCCGAACGCCUGAUGUCGUGUCGGACACGAAUCAGUACGCCGAGAGUGCGGCUCUCCACGUGCCCGUCGGCAAGAACGGGAGUCAGAAGAAGGUUCGCCCGACAUUGCUCAGGCCGACACAGCCAGCUAGUCCUGCUAAGGAACAUCUAUACGGGAAUGUGAAAAGGAAGAUCCAGCCACAGCAAAAGAGUGGCAGUGGAGGUGUACCGAAGCCAAUUGGAGUGGAUGGCACAGUGUACGCGAAACUUUCGUUCCAACCUGCUAAACACGACCAUCGUGUAAGGCGGACUGAAGAGCCAUCACCAUACUCAACUGUCGAUUUCAGCCGAAAGGCGCCGCCUUUGGAAGAGGAAGAAGAAGUACUUGUGCAGUACAUUACUUAGUUACGAAAUUGGCCUUUGUGCAUCUUAAUCUCCUGGUGACACAUCAUACACACGAAGUAAUCAUUGAAGAUUUCCUGUACAUGUGUAUCUGGCCCAUUGAAAUAGGCUCGGAUGCAGCUGUACAUCGAGCCUAUAUGCAAUCAAACAAUCAGGAAUGUAAUUCAGAUCUCGAUGCGACAUUUAUUACAAGGGGACAGUUGUAUUUUCUGCAUGAAAUGCUCUAUUUUAGUAACCAGUCUGUGCUCACUUGUUUCAAAUCUGUUUCUGCAUGUAAUUGGAUUUUGUGUGCUUAGAUGUACAGUGCUUAUAGAAUAUGCGCUGAUUAUAUAUUCGGUUAUAUAUCACGGCAAAGCUCAUUUAAAGGGACCACCUGGGCGAGGGGUAACCUGGCCAGAAUAAUACGCCUUCUUGCCAUUAUGCGUCGCCACUUGUAGUAGCAGACUGAUGCUGAUCUCUAAAUAUGAUUUUCGUCUGUGUAGCAAGGCAUUUUUGAACAUGGCUUGUGGAUUUCAGGCAGGCCUUGGCUUACACCCUGUUCUAGUGCAUUGUUUACUGCAGUUCAAUGAAUUUUUAAUCACCUUUGAACAUUCGGUUUUCUUUUUUGUUCAUUUGAGUUUUAUGUACAUAAAUGUAUCACUCAGUGCUUUUACAUAUUUGUUAAUAGGUUACAUGUGCAAACAUGUUGAUGAUGUUAUAAUUAUAUAGUCAUGUAUAUGUAACUAGACACAUGAAGUUUGCACUAGAUUUGGCCGAAGGAAAAGGUUGGUAAAAUGAUGAGUUAGGUUCGGAAAUGACUAUUUGGGACAAUUUUGAGAACAAAAUGGUUUCAAGAUUGAAAUUCCAGGGGUAUUGCCUCCGUAGCCUCCAACGCGCAUUGUCUGGAACCUGAGCAAUGUCAAUACAUUGAGGUUCAAGAUCAAAUUAUAUGCUUGGAAGGAACUUGAGAAUCAGAAUGCAUUGACUUUAUGUGAAAAGACCAUUUUAUGAAUUACGUUUUGCAUUUCAAAUUGAACCGGAUUGUCAAACAUUAUAAGAAAAAACAACUCAGAAAAUUCAGAUACGGCUUUGGUCUCGUUUUGGAGACAAACGCCUGCGCUUCACGUGACGGCAACAACUCUGGCUCGGUGUCUGUUUAAAGCUUAGAAAUCAUUCAAUUUACAUUCAAUAUACAUGAACAAGCAUCAGUCUAUGUAUAUGUACAUGUAUAUCAUAAAUUUCGGUAGUUUUAUGGAUGGUUUCAUGGGCAUGGUUUUAUGAUUUUGGAAUGUUCUAAGGUUAGAACCAACUCUGAGAUACAGGUUUUUGAUACUCCUACUAUACCUCGUAUAUAGAAAUUUGAGAUAUCGAGAGGAGGAGUAGAUUGAACACAACUGGUGCCAGGAUGACGACGUGCCGGUUGUACACUAAUCUAAAAAUCUAAAUCUAAUCUAAAUCUUUCCAGUCUAGUGACUUUUUGUUAAGUUUGUUCAAGAUGUGAAGGCCUCGUUUAUUAAGGGUUUUGUUCAUGUUCGUUAUAAUUGUAUGUAUUUUGUACCUUGUGAUGUUGGUAAUAAUGUAAUGGAUAUUUUUGUGUUACACGAAAAUCAAUCGAUGCAUACGAAAUAGAAAAAAUGCAUCAAUGUAAAAUAUUACCCGGUGAUUGUUUAUUUGUGUGUAUGGAAAAUAUGACAUCUUAGAUAGUUGCAUUAUUUUAUUUUUCGUUUCAUAAGUGUGCCUGUCAGUUGAGUUUUCAUUAAGGGGCAACUUAUUGAUGUUAUUGAGUAGUAUCAUUUUAGAUAUUUUGUUAUACACAUUUUGUAACUUGUUACACGGGUUUUAAAAACUCUGGAAAUUUUUUUAUUUUGUGUCAGUCCGAACGAUUCCAAAGACAGUAUUUGUAAGAUAUUAUCCCUAUCGUUUGUUAGGUCGUGAUUUCAAGAUUUCGAUUUUUGCGGAUCUGUUUCCGAAAUAAAACAUUGGUUGUACAUGUAUUUUAACACUGGUUAACCGCAUGCA
Lineus longissimus is the source of this 2724-nucleotide messenger RNA. RefSeq lists its product as uncharacterized. The transcript is spliced from 8 exons. The record is from RefSeq and is a predicted model, not a curated record. NCBI's taxonomy places the organism in Eukaryota, Metazoa, Nemertea, Pilidiophora, Heteronemertea, Lineidae. The coding region runs from base 1 to 729 and encodes 242 amino acids.